Molecule: messenger RNA, 8916 nt
Organism: Malaya genurostris
Lineage: Eukaryota; Metazoa; Arthropoda; Insecta; Diptera; Culicidae
Gene: Fs
Exons: 9
Coding region: 1538-4180 (880 amino acids)
Molecular function (GO): protein binding
Source: RefSeq, a predicted model, not a curated record
ACUACAUCAGCAACAACAACGUGCCCGACGCCUUCGCCACCGUCGCCGCCGCCGUCGUCACCGUCAUCAUCAUCGUCGUCGUCGUCGUCGGUUGUAUACAUGCUUACGUCGAUGAUGCUGGUGCUGGUUUUGCGAUUGUAUGUAUAGUAGUAGUACUACUGCGAAACAUGAAGGAAAAAAAAUGAACGCCGAUUUUCGCACUGAGACCUCCGAGAGACUUUGCGACUGUUGAUUCUUUUUAGCGUGCUGCCUGCCAGUAAGCGCACAGUUUUCCUUCGGCUGUUCGUGGGGUAUAAUCUCGUUCACUCUCGUGUCCCGUGUCUGAUUCUGUGUUGACGCGCGCGACCUUUUUCCCGUGUUUGAACUUUGACGAAUUUUUCGACCGUCGACUGCAAAACGGUGCACUUUUUUUGUUUACUGUGUUGUUUCCCGUAGAAGACAUUCUUUCGAUGAAGUGUGACAAACAUUGAAACAAUUUCCGGUGUGUGUUGAGAAACUGCUCGAAGAACAUACAACAGUGGAAGAAGAUUAUCGGUCGAAAAGAAAGGAUCUUUUAUGCUAUAAAUUGAUAGUGCAGUGGUUGAGAAAACUUCGCGGUAGACGAAAUUUACGCCGGCAACGGAAAAACGGUUCUCCCCCUGUUUAAUUUAUUUUUUUAUUUUCUGAGUUUACGAAAGUAGAAAGAAAAAUGCAGUGAAGAUCGAGGUGCUGUGUGGUGAUGAUUUUUCUCUUCUCCUUGGCUGGUGGAAAACAGUGACGAUCGUCUGCGUCCCGUGAGCAACAAACAAGUGAAGAAAAAUGUUUCCUCAUGUUCCAAGACGUAAACGGUGCCAGCCUGUUCUAAACCUAACCGGCAGUGGCGCUUAGCCGCCGAGGCCAACGAACUUUUGCUGAUAAACAUAACAAAUUGGAUGCCACGCAUCACCGGUACGAGACGGGCUUUUCAUCUUAGCCAAAACACAAAAAUAAUCCCCGCUCCGCCGCUAAGUUGAAACCCCUCGGUGCGUCCUGCCGUACCGACGACGGUUCGGUGCUCGGUAGUAGGCAGAAUUCACGCAACUCGUGUACCAAAGUCCGCCGAGCGAAACACCCGAAACAAUUACACAUGAAUCAGAAAUUACGCCGCCCGACUGAAGUUUGCUUCUCAAUGAAAUCCGUCGGUUGCUAAAAAUAGGCCGCAUUGCGAUUUCUGUGACGCGAAGACGCCGGCUCCGUGCUUAGAAGUAAGAUUUGUUGUUUUUGGCACGCAUUUUCGUUGUUCCAUUCGUUUUCCAGUGAGAGAGAGAGAUAGGGGAAACAGAGAGAGCAGCGGCGGGAUCAUGAAUCAGUGCUGAAAGUCGUGACCAAAACCGAACGGAGACGAAGAUCAAAUGGAACGUAUAUUCCGGCAGUUGGUUGCCGCGUUUUUAAUUCAAUUACCCGGUGGCGGUGCUGAGGUAGCAAGGGCUGUCCUACUACACACAGUGGAUUCCCAAAAUUGGAUCAUAGCAAGCGAAAAUGUUGCCUCCGCACAUUUGGAAAUCUGCGACCUGUGAAAAUGAGCGUUCCAUCGUCAGUCACUACUGGGCUAAAAUUAGACACCGGCAUAAAUUAUGUAAAGUGUGCUGCUCGAAAUAACGCGUCGAUCGCGCCCAUUUAUCGCAUACAAAACCGUCCCGGUACCGUGGACGAACCGUCCGAAUUGUCCAGACGUCCGAUCGGAAGAACUACAAGAAGAAGAAUAACAAACAGUGCUAGCAACAACAACAACAACAAUUGUGCGGGAAGAAUUAGCAUAAGUGGUCGCACUGGUGACGACCUAGCACAACAACAAAAACAGACCGGUAUCGACAAUCCCCAAAGUGGACCUCGCGGACAGCGUCGUCAGGCAAAGUGUGACUGGAUGUGGCCCCGGUGGGUUAGCUCUUUUCCAUCCUUGGUUUCUUCCCUCUUGUUUUUCGUGCCCUCCAAAACGCCACGAUCGGCGACAUCAGUUAGGCUGGAGCAGUCCUCCAGACCAAUCAGUGCAGCAGUAACAGCAGCAAGUGAGUGCUCGGCAAAUGACAAACGUCCCGAGCAGGAAGAAAUUGAAUAUGUGAACCAUCGGUACCAUCGGCGUACCGGUGGCAGUGAGUGUGGAAGUAGUAAUAAGCAAGUGACAACGUGUGAUGAUAAUGGUAGAAAAAUGUGCAGCACCCGGCGCCUCCAUCUCCGUCCGACAGGUCAUCGCCGGCCGUCGUCGCUUCUCGGCGGUGUCAUCAGCGGUAUCGAUGUGAAGCUAAUGCUGGUGAUUAUGGUGCUAAUUGGCGUUAUUGAUUACUCGGAAGGUGGUACCUGUUGGCUACGGCGGAUAGAAAGCACCGGCAAAUGUAACAAACUGUUCACUCGCAACGUGACCCGGGAGAAUUGCUGUCACGCCGGGGCCGGUCUCGGGUUCUCGGAUCGUGACAUCACCGAUGUGCAGAUAUUCUUCGUGAACGCCUUCAACGACGGAAUGGACUGUUCGUCGUGUCUGGCGUACUAUUUUCUAUCACCUACAGAUAGCUGUGAAAAUGCGAAGUGUGGUCCCAACAAACGAUGCGUCAUGAAGAAGGGUCGUCCGAAGUGCAUCUGUGCGCCAAGCUGCAAGGCUCCGAAAAAGGCCAAACAACUGCCCAAGCAGAACAUCAAGGUUAUCAACCUAAGCGUGAAUCAACGAAACCGCAGACAGUAUUCAUCGAGUGGACCGCGAGCUGCCGAGUCCCGAUCGGCACCGUCGAUCCAGUUCAAAAGAGGAUCGAAUAACAAACGUAGCGUUCGGUUAGUAAACGACGACACGACAUCCCACCAAGGAUCAAGGACUGUAAAAACUAGCCUAAGUGAGAAAGCGUUGAGCCAAAGAAGUAGUAACGGUAAGCUAGCUAACCCUAAGCAUAAGGAUAAUUUAUUGGAAUCUGUGACAUUAGUGAGUAGUAUAAAUAGAGGCAACCGGUCGAAAUGGAAUUGCACUACGGUCGGAUCGAUGGGCUGUAUCCGUCCAACCGAACGGAUGGUACUGAUGGCGGACGGUCCCAUACAAACCAAUACGCUUCCGCUAGGCUACACCAAGAAAAUCCGAUCCGAGUCCAGUCCGGUGCUGGUGACGAGUGGUCCUACGGGCACCAACGUGCGACACCGAAAUCGAAAGAAUUCGAUCGUCAACAACAGAACACUUUCGACUCAUGAUCCAUCGCGAUCGCAACAUCACAGCCGAGACUUCGGCAGGCCUCGGUUGCUGCGACUGACACCCGAUAAUGGUAAUGACACUAUUGCACUGGCCGGUAGUAGCAGUAGCAGUAACCCGCGGUUACAUCGACGACGGCCGCCGCACGACGUGGAAGAUUUGUUCUACGUUGGAGAGAUGUCCCACUAUCCCCGCCGGAACCGGAUGCAUGGUGAUGAUUUCGAUCUCGGCAAUGACAUCAUGCAACACACAGGAUUCUACAAUCCCGUGUGUGGAACCGACGGCAAAACGUAUAAAACGGAGUGCCAACUGAAGAAACGGGCCUGUCGACAGGAGAGCACUACAUUGUCGAUGGCUUACAAAGGUCACUGUCAGACUACCUGCCGGCUGGUCCAGUGUCCGAAGGGCAAGUACUGCGUCGAGGAUCAAAACUCCACCCCACACUGUGUGACCUGUAUCCGGGACUGUCCGGCCGAUUCGCGAACGUCCGCGUUCAGCGCCAAAUCGGUGGUGUGCGGCACCGAUGGAAUCACCUACCGGAGUAUUUGCGAGCUGAAGCAGAAGGCCUGCCUGACGGGACGGGCCAUCCCGGUUGCGUACCGGGGCCGUUGCAUCGAAACCGCCACUUGUGAUACCAUCAAAUGCAAGGACCGGCAACACUGUCUGACUGAUCUGAAAACACACAAACCACGCUGCGUGAGCUGCAGCUACAAAUGUCCCCGGAUGAAGCGACUGCACCCGCACCAGGAUCGUGCUCGUCAACUUGGCCCUGCAACCGAUCCGGCCGGUGGUGGACACCCGCGUAACCACUACCACCAACCGCACGUGAAACUGUGCGGCACCAACAACCACACCUAUCACUCCUGGUGUCACAUGCUGAAGGACUCGUGCAACACCGGAUUCUACAUCGACGUGCAGUACAACGGUGUGUGCAGCUUUGAAAAAAGUUUCGCAUCGCCUAGUAUUCUCGCCCAGACGUUCGUCAAGCCGAAACCGUAACGCACCGGAUCGCAGCCAAAAUUCAUAAAUUUAGACAAAUUGAACUCCAUGGUAUGGCAGAUUUUGGCAUAACGCUGUAGGGGAAAAAUGGUUUUCGUUCAUUGACGAGAAACUGAUACCAAAAAAAAAAACAAAACUUGACAGUAGUUGAUGUUAUUUCAAAGAUGUAAAAAGUAGGAUUUUUUCAAUGUCUAUUUUAGGACUAACACAAACACAGUAAGAUAUAUACAUUUAGAGUAGCGUUGAGUGUAAAGUCAAUCGUUGUAAAAAUAUUUCAUCCCACAUCUUUACCUAUAGAAGUGAUUUGUAAAAAUUCGAUCUGAUUGAAACGAAACUAUUUAUAUUUAACUGAUAGAGUCCUUCUAUUUAUAAAAAAACUGAAACCACACACGUAUCCCUACAUAAUAUAUUUAUUGCCUUGUAAAUUGAAGAACACCGCUCUAGUGAUAGUUUUUUUUUUGUUUACUUUGCCUACUAUUUAUUCGGUUUCCCGGGAGACACUAUUUAUUGAUUGUAAGAUUUCCAAUCAAAACCAAAAACUAACUAUUAAUGAAAAGAUGCAAAUCAAUAUAUACAUUUAUCGACGUAAGACGAUCCAAAUUUAGACUACUUCCACACACUACACAUAACUCGAAAAACGAAUGCAAAUGAAACACUCAAUUAAUAAUUCGGUGCUGAUUCUUCGAUCUAAUCAUUAACUUUUUAGCGGGAGAAAAAUCAACACUGCAAAUUCCAAUUGUUGUUCUAGUGUAGUAAAUUAGAGUGGUAGUGGCAGGCAGGAUAAAAAUGAUGGACGGAUGGAGGAUAUAAACUAAACACUAAACGUGGUAUCAUACGAAAAAGAAUAAUAAAAACAUUCUUUUAGACAAAAAAAAAAUCUAGUUCAUUGAGACUCCUGUUGUUCAAAACGUGAAAAAAAUAUCAGUAAAACAAUAGUGGAAAUGGAAUAAAAAUAUCCGCGUUUUUGUUUUCAUUCUCAAGCAAGCGGCUGCAGAACCGACUCAAACCGUGUGGGUAAACGCAUUAGGGAAAAUGGUUUCAAAAACUGAGUAGGCUUGGAGUAAUAAAUGAAUUUUUAUUUGACAUUUGACUGUACAUGAAAUUGUUAGAUUUCUUAUCAUGCCGCUUAGAAUGUACUCGCUUGAUCAUCCUUGACAGUUCACUAGUACUGUUUACAUGAGCUUAGGACGAAAUCAGAGUGCAGGUGACACGCGAAUCGAAGCUAUUCGUUAUGAAGUUUGACUAAUCGCGCAGAGUCACGACAUUCAUAAGAUUCCAACAGCAAAUGGACAUGUUUAUCAGAGUAAAUACGAUACGACAUUUAGAUUUCACAUGAACAUGACAUCACCUCAGAAAAUUCGCUGAAUGAACAUCAUUUGACAUCUGACGGUGGUUUGUUUACAUGUUCAUUCUAAUUUGAAUACGUGUUAACGGAGAUGUAAACAAACCACCGUCAUCUGUCAAACCUGAACUUUAUUCAUCACCAGUUCAUUUGUGAUGUCAUUUUGUUAAACCUAAUAAUCAAGUCAAUGGUCGCUUCACAACGCAUCGUGUUUAAUCUGACAUACAUGUCACUUUGCUUUUGGAAUCAAAUUAACGGUACACGGUAGCGAGACUCCGCGCGAUCUGUCAAGUUUCUCGUCGGAUCUUCUCGCUUUGUGAGCCGCAUUCAUGAUGUUGUUUAAGUUGAAUCGAAUCAUUGCUGGAAACUUUCAAGUUCUGUUGUUACGAUUGAAAUUAGCAACAAUGAUAAAAAUAAACUAACCUCAAAGACGAUAAUGGUCUUACUUUACUAAUUUAGCUUUCAGUCGUGAGAUCAAAACCAAAUCAAAACCAAGGCACAGUUUUAUAAUCAAGAUGCAGAUCACUUCUGUAUUUACCUCACACUAACCUUUUUUGAAAAGAAAAAUUUAACACGAAAAUGACAACUAUUCAUCAUUUUCGCUUUUUAACUACAAAUCAAGUGCUCAUUUCCUUUCUCACACGAUUAUGCCCCCCGUUUAUUCUAUCUUUUCAAAUGUGAAAGUGGAGACAGUGAAAAAACAAGAAAAAUGAAACGGAAAGAUGAACCACGCCGGAAGUAAACAAAAUGAAUGGUCAAGCUUUUUGUCAAUGUUAAUGUUUUUAAUUAUUCCGAUGGUUGAAUCUGUAGCCUAUGAGGUUUUACACAAGCAUGUCAUAACCUCACAAAAUGAGCAGAAUGGGUGUCGUUUGACAGUUUGACAUUGAUUUGUCUGUGCCAAUUUAAACGCGUGUUUUUGAAAAUGCAGUCAUGAUGUCAGAUACGAACUUUAUUCAUCAAAAUUUCAUUCGAGAUGACUCGAAUAUAUAAUAAACUAUAAUACAUGAGGCAUCCUUUAAAAACUUAUUAAAAUUUGUCGCUUUUUCUAUAGGGCAGUACAACUGAAAUAAUUGUUCAAACAUUCAUUUGCUUCAUUACACUUUUUCAUUUCAGAAGAUGCUUUGGCAUCAAUUUCAUGGCUUCUGUCCUAAAGUACAAUUUCAUUGCAAAAUUGCUGCAAAAAAAUCAGAACGAUUUGGUUUCCGUUAAGGGCUGAGGCCAGUGUGUUUUAGGGUGUAUUAAAGGCUAUUUUCACGCUUCAAAUCUGAUUUUCUCAGAAACGGUGAUGAAUAUCAAAACACCCAAAUGACAAUCUCUUAGAAAAUUAGUUUAGAUUAUUCUGUGAAAAUUUCAGAAUGAUUCAUUGACUUUAGCGGUCGGGAAAGUAUUUUUUCUGAAGGAAGAAUUUCAUAGCUGAAAACGCCGUCUUUCAACUUGUUUUCUGAAUAUCUCGCCCUCAAAAGCAUGGAUCGAAAAUCUAUCCUGACAAUGUCGGGAUAAUUUAAUUUUGAUGCGAUAAGUGCAUAAAAACAUAUAUGUUGUCGGAUAAAAAUGAAGUGAAUGUUAUUUUUGUGAACGUAAGUCGAUUUCUAUGUCGGCGCCAUUUUAGAUCCCUGGUAACGUAACGAAACAUGAGAGAGAGAAAUAAAAUCGGCUCAAAAAGGCUGCCGAACAAGCGGUAGCUUUAUUGGAUUUUAUUUGAUGUAGUCAAACUUGUAACCUAAAAUAUCAAAACUUUCUUGGCCACCUGGCCACAUCGAGAGUCAUUUUGCACAUUUGCGAGAGAGUAUGGAGAGAAAUGUAAUACGCACAGCGAUCCACGUGGUUUUACGCGACCUACUGGCUGUGCCGAUUUUAUGCCUCUCUCAUGUUUCUUUACGUUACCAGGUAACAAGAGCAGAAAAAAUUGUGCCGCUAUAUAAAUCGACUUACCUUCACAAAAAUAACAUUACACUACAUCUUUAUCUCGACAGCAUAUAUGUUUUUAUGCACUAAUCGUAUCUGAAUCAAAUUAUCUAGACAUUGUCAGGAUAGAUUUUUUAUCCAUGCUUUUGAGGGCGAGAUAUUCAGAAAACAAGUUGAAAGACGGCGUUUUCAGCUAUGAAAUUCUUCCUUCAGAAAAAAUACUUUCCCGACCGCUUUUGAAGGCGAGAUAUUCAAUAAACAAGAUGAAAAACGGCGUUUCCAGCUAUGCAAUUCUUGCAUUAGAAAAAAGACUUUCCCGACCUCUAAAGUCGAUGAAUCAUUCUGAAAUUUCCACAGAAUAAUCUAAACUAAUUUUUUAAGAGAUUGUCAUUUCGAUUUUUUGAUAUUCGUCAAUGUUUCUGAGAAAAUCAUAUUUGAAGCGUGAAAAUAACCCUCUAAAACGCUCUAAAACACACUGGCCUCAGCCUUUAAAGGGCAAUUUACAAUCUUAGAAAACAGCCAUUGUCGCAAAACACAAAAACAAUUUUCUUCAAGAUUCUUAAGUGGAAAUCCAAAUGAGAAAUAUUAGUCGGCUUUUGCGUUUUUCAACAAUUUAAACAAUAUAUUCGGUGACAGAUACAACGAUAUUGCUUGUUGCUUUAUCUAUUUAACAUGUCUCGAUAAAAAAGCAAUACAAAAUACACAUAUAAAGUUCAUACGUGUCUCGAUAAAAAAGCAAUACAAAAUACACAUAUAAAGUUCAUAUUUCAAAAUUAUUUUUCUCAAUGUUCUCGUGCAGUACAAUCUUGGCAUGUUAGAUCCGAGCACGGUUUAGCGGUUCCCAAAGGCUUGACUUGAGUUAACUGAUUUUAACUAAAGCGGAAGUGAAAAAACAAUCGUAAAUAAUAAUAAUAAUAAUAAUAUUACACAUACCUGCAUGUAGUGCGAAGAACGCAAUUUAAAAGCAAACUUCUAGGAUGUAAAAUUUACAUUUCAAUAGUAAAAUUCUAUUUACUACUUAAACAAAAUAUGAUGAGACUUAAUUAGGACAAAGUAGUUGACAAAUGUUAAAAGAAAACAAAAAAAAACAAGAAAACACAAUCAUCAUCGUAAGCAAAAGUACACUUCUACCUAUACACAAAAUACACUCACACCCACUGAAACGUACGGCACACUCUGUUACUCUAUGGUUCUCAACAAAACAAAGCUUCUUUAAAUGUUUGCAUCAGCAAUAAUAAGGGAAAAAUUAACAGAAUAGUAGAAUCAACGUCCGAGCAAAUUUAAGCAUAGAAAACAAAAAUGUACACAAACCACAUCAUUUGGAACGGCAAUAGUCGGAACCUGCGUCGAGUCCGGUACCAAGACGGUAUUACCUGUAGGUGGGUUUGUGAAAAUAUGAUACAACGGAAAAUGUACCCACAGCCAGCAGCAAAAUGGAUGACGGAAUAGUAAAGAAAUAAAUGUUUAUUAAUGUUGAUAAAAAGACUAA